AUGAAUGUCUUCGGAGAAUGGGGAGCCACCUUCGCGCUGAGAUGGGCAGAGAUUGUGGAGGCUGCGCAACGUAAACAUGCUCUCACCCCACUUUUAGAUGCUGAAACAUUGGAGAAACUCAAUAUGACUAUCAAGGAUGUCCACAGGGUGGACUUUGACUGGGUUGUUCAGAUAUCCAACAUGCCCAAUGGAUUCUUUCUCAUUCGGUGUGCAUCCCAUGAUGUGAUGCAGAAGAUCCUUUGCGGAGGGCCAUGGACCGUCGAUGGGCUUACACUUCAAUUCUUUCCAUGGCAACCAUGCUUCGAACCAUCAUUCAUAAAGCUAUCCCGAGCUGCGGUAAGGGUUCAACUACACAACCUACCGGUGGACUUCUGGGAAGGAGAAACCUUAGAAACAAUUACUGAAAGUUUUGGCAAACUUCUCAAAGUAGAUGAACAUACAAAGUCUCUGGAACACACUCACUUUGCUAGACUAUGUCUUGAAAUUGAUCUAUCGAAGCCAUUGAAGUGGAGCUUUUGGUUGGAGGACAAUGACAAGAAGGUCUUUGUGGUAGUUCUCUAUGAGAUGCUGACAAUGUUUUGUUACAAUUGCGGCCUCAUGGGAUAUGGUGUUAAUUCCUACAGUCUCCUGGGAAAGGCCACCCAUGGCUAUGCAUCUUCUGGUGCUCGUCCUGGUAACCCUAGGAUUGGGUUAUCAUUGGAGGGUGUAUUAUCAGGAGACCGAGAGUAG
Dioscorea cayenensis subsp. rotundata (Guinea yam) is the source of this 729-nucleotide messenger RNA. RefSeq lists its product as uncharacterized. The coding region runs from base 1 to 729 and encodes 242 amino acids. NCBI's taxonomy places the organism in Eukaryota, Viridiplantae, Streptophyta, Magnoliopsida, Dioscoreales, Dioscoreaceae. The record is from RefSeq and is a predicted model, not a curated record. The transcript has 2 exons.